GCACACAUUUCUAGGAAUUGUUUCGUUUGCUGUCUCAUUGGUUGCAUGGCAUAGUCUGUGUAGCCUAUCUGAUAUUUUAAUCAUAGGCGUAUGAGAAAAGAAGAUAUUUUUGCAAAUCAGUUCUGAAUUAAAUUUCAUUUAAAUUGCACUGGUGUUCUAGAUUUACCCUAGAUUUAACUGUAUCUUUUGUAUUUUCUGCUAGCUGUCUUCAUGUGGCCAAAGCCAAUCUCACCCUCAACGGUAUUUUCAUUAUAGCGCAGAACGAAUCGCUUGGAUGCACGCCUGGCCUUUGGGACCCCACUCGCUCACUCGUUGCAUUCAUUACACGGACCCAUCUGCGACGAAUCGAAUACAGCACGAACAUUACAAUUCAAUCAAUUAUUUGCUAUCGACUGAGCUGCAUCCAACCCAGAUAAGUCACAGUUUACCUGCUCAGGAAUAGGGUAUUCUACUGGCUGGAUUUGAGGCGCUAAAUGGUGACAGAAUGGGAUGCGAAAACAGAGCACUGAAAAGAUACACUUUUGCGCUUUGGAUCGCCGCGAGCUUGCUUUUAGUGGACAGCCGAAGAGGGAAACAGCCGAGAUGCCCACAGGGAUGCACUUGCACCAAAGAUAACGCCUUGUGUGAAAAUAUCAGAUCGGUUCCACACAGUUUCCCCCCAGAUGUCGUCUCCUUAUCAUUUGUGAAGUCUGGAUUCACCGAAAUUGCGGGGGGAAGCUUCCUACACACGCCAGCCCUUCAGCUUCUCUUGUUUACAGCCAAUUCAUUUGAAUCUAUUGAUGAGGAUGCUUUCCAGGGGCUACCACAUCUGGAAUACCUGUUUAUUGAAAACAACAAAAUUGAGUCAAUAUCACCUCAGGCCUUUAGAGGUUUGAAAUCUCUCAUACACCUGAGCCUUGCCUAUAAUAACCUUGAGACAUUACCCAAAGAUGUUUUCAAGGGUAUGGAUGCCUUAACAAAAGUAGAUCUUCGAGGAAACGUGUUUAACUGUGACUGUAAGAUGAAAUGGCUGGUUGAAUGGAUGUACAACACCAAUGCUACAGUGGACCAGAUAUACUGUAGUGGGCCUUCUCUUCACCAGGGGAAGAAGAUUAAUGACCUGGUGCCUCAGUCAUUUGACUGUAUAACUGCAGAGUUUGCUUCCAAGAAGACCCUGAAGUUUGAGUCUAUCUCUGUGGAGGCUUUCUCCUUAGGGCAUGAUAAGUAUGCUGUGUUUGCACAGCCCUUCACAGGAACAUGCAGCUUCAUGGAAUGGGACCAUGUCAACAUGGAAUUCCGACCCUAUGACAGCAUCGAGAGCACAUCCACUGUGGUCUGCAAGCCAAUGGUCAUCAACAACCAGGUCUUCAUUAUCAUUGCCCAGCUUUUUGGGGGCUCCCACAUUUACAAACGAGACAUCUCAGCCAACAAGUUCAUCAAGAUCCAAGACAUUGACAUCCUGAAAAUCCGGAAGCCCAAUGACAUUGAGACAUUUCUUGCGGAUGGUGAGUCUUUCUUUGUGAUCGCAGACAGCUCCAAGGCGGGAUCCACUACCAUAUACAAGUGGAAUGGGAAUGGUUUCUAUUCACACCAGUCCCUUCACCCCUGGUACCGGGACACAGAUGUGGAGUAUCUGGAGAUUAGCAGCAAGCCUCACCUUAUCCUAUCCAGCAGCUCCCAGCGACCUGUAAUCUACCAGUGGAGCCGGAGCCAGAAGCAGUUCGAACGGCGGACAGACAUCCCUGAGAUGGAGGACGUCUAUGCUGUCAAGCACUUCAAAGUGCAGGGUGAGCUGUAUAUCUGUCUGACACGCUUCAUCGGUGACUCCAAGGUCAUGAGGUGGGAUGGGGCCAUGUUCACUGAGAUUCAGACAAUGCCCUCCAGGGGCUCCAUGGUUUUCCAACCAGUUUCCAUUGGCAGCUGGCAGUAUGCCAUCCUAGGCAGCGACUACUCACUCACCCAGGUCUACCAGUGGGACUCCAAGAAGAACCACUUUGUGCAUUUUCAGGAGCUGAACAUUCAGGCCCCAAGGGCUUUCUCCUUGGUGUCCAUUGAAAACAGAGAGUUCCUGCUGGCCUCAAGCUUCAAAGGGAAGACUCAGAUUUAUGAGCAUCUGAUUAUUGACCUGAGUAACUGAAGUGGUUCCAGUUGCUGAAUGUGUAAACUGAAUGUGCAGAUGAACAGAGUGAUGUGAUGGAGAUAAGCUUACUGUCAAAACCACUUGUAUUGCCUAACUCACUAAUGAUGGUUCCAGAUGAUUGCCUCUCUAGAAACAUCCUUUGUGUCCUUUAUUGCUGUAUUCAUCUUUUCUACACUUUUCAGUUAUCCUCUUUUUACCUUCCCUUAACAAGAGCCAUUGUUAACAUAUUCUCUCCCUGCAACAAAUGCUAGUGAAAUGGUGUUUACCGAAAAGAUAUAAUAAACAAAAGUAUAGACCAAGUGAUUAACUGGUGACAUCAUAACAGGCUGCCAAAUAACUUGUUUACAUUUUUACUGUAAUUGUAAGCAGUUUGUAACAUUUUUUAUAUAAAGGGACCACGCAAUUGGGAUUUCUCACACUAGUUUAGUGCGCAGAGAGGUAGAUGGUUCUUGUGGGGAUUCAGACAUUUUAUUCAUAAGGCUAGUCUUAAUGCAAUAAACCCAAAUUUAGUUGUAGAAUAGUUUUGUGGUAAAUUUAAAAAGAACAUUUAGUUCUUUACUUGUUACUUGUUUGUCAUACGUGUAAUAAACCAACUUAACAUUA
Messenger RNA from Electrophorus electricus (electric eel), 2722 nucleotides. It is a transcript of the gene lgi1b, whose product is annotated as leucine-rich, glioma inactivated 1b. NCBI's taxonomy places the organism in Eukaryota, Metazoa, Chordata, Actinopteri, Gymnotiformes, Gymnotidae. Gene Ontology annotation, biological process: myelination. The record is from RefSeq and is a predicted model, not a curated record. Gene Ontology annotation, molecular function: protein binding.